GUUCCGUCGUCAUUGUUGAACGAUUUGGAGCAAGAAUUACUGAAGAUUCCAAAUAAAGAUAUGUGUAACGAUCGUGUCGAUGAGGUCAUCACUAGCUUUCAACCCAAAACGAUACCAAAAUAUACACUCGAAUCACUUCUGCCGGAAAUCGAGGCAGCAUUCAGCGCUGAAACGGUGGAAGAAGUGAUCGACCGACUGAGUACGAGUGAAUCGGAUUUCGCCAGGAAANAUCACUUCAGUACUUACCUUUCUAGUCCAACAUCACUGAAAGUCACUUUGAAACAACUUCAACUGGGCGCAAAAAUGAAGUUCAAUGAAGUGUUCACCAUGGAAUAUCGAUUAUCGCAGAAUAUUUUGAAAGGAUUUGAUUUUCANGAGGGUUGUAGAGCGAUAUUAAUCGAUAAAGACAAAAGGCCAAUGUGGAAACCGUCGAAGUUGGACGAGAUCUCUGCGCAAAUGGUUGACGAGUAUUUCGCACCGUUGCCCAAAUCCGACGAACUCGUCAUUCAUUGA
Messenger RNA from Anisakis simplex (herring worm), 513 nucleotides. The record is from the annotation of a GenBank genome assembly. Lineage: Eukaryota; Metazoa; Nematoda; Chromadorea; Rhabditida; Anisakidae.